This is a messenger RNA of Spinacia oleracea (spinach), 3134 nucleotides long. RefSeq names its product potassium channel AKT1. The record is from RefSeq and is a predicted model, not a curated record. Gene Ontology annotation, biological process: potassium ion transport; transmembrane transport. Bases 274 to 2970 code for a protein of 898 amino acids. Gene Ontology annotation, molecular function: voltage-gated potassium channel activity; protein binding. NCBI's taxonomy places the organism in Eukaryota, Viridiplantae, Streptophyta, Magnoliopsida, Caryophyllales, Amaranthaceae. The transcript has 9 exons. Gene Ontology annotation, cellular component: membrane.
CUAGAUUGAUUUUCUUGAAAAAUAGGGGUUUAGCAAUAAAAACCCAAAACCGCUUUCGAAUCCCCCCUUCCUUUUUUCGAGAAUCAAAUCUCCGAAAAUAAAUCCCAAAAAAAAAACCCAGAAAGUCCAAUUUCAACAAUGCACUCGUAUAAGUACAGACAAGAAUUACCCAGAAUCGUGCAAAACCCAGAAAAAAAGGGGUAAUUAGGAAGAAAAUUACAUUACUAGAGAGAAUUAUACUGUAAUUAGAGAGAAUUAUAGUGUAAUUAAGUAAUGAUGUUGAGUGGUAAAUUGUUGUUUAGGGGAUUAAGUUGGGGGAAAUACAAAGAAACAGAGUAUGAAGGUUCAAGUCAUGCUGGAUUUGAUCUCACGGCUGAUAUUUUACCGUCACUUGGUGCUAGAAGCCGCCGUAAUAAUCUCAGACGUUAUGUUAUUUCCCCGUUUGAUGGCCGUUACAGGAUAUGGGAAUAUUUUCUGGUAAUUUUGGUUCUGUACACUGCUUUUAUCUCUCCAUUCGAAUUUGGUUUUCUUGAUAGGCCGAGAAUGCCAUUCUCAAUCAUGGAUAAUAUUGUGAAUGUGUUCUUUGCUCUAGAUAUCAUCCUUACUUUCUUUGUUGCAUACCUCGAUAAAAAAACAUACGUACUUGUUGAUGAUCGAAAAGUUAUUGCCAAGAGUUACAUUUGGAGCUUGAAGUUUCCUUUGGAUAUCUUCUCCAUUGUCCCCUCUGAAGCUGUUCAGAAGAUUUUCCCUGCUAAUCUACAUAUUUAUGGUGUGUUCAAUGUGUUCCGUCUUUGGCGUCUAACCAGAGUUAGUCGCCUCUUUAGCCGGUUGGAGAAAUGUAGGGAUGUUAACUACUUCUUGGUUCGAUGUAUUAAGCUUGUUUUUGUGACCCUUUUUACAGUGCAUUGUGCUGGGUGUGUGUAUUAUCAUCUUGCUGCAAAUUAUCGUCAUAAUAAGGCUACAUCAUUUGGUGAAUAUACCAUGGAGGAUUUCCUUAAGAUGAGUAAGUGGAGUCGAUAUGUGAUGUCGGUUUACUGGGCUAUCACUACUAUGACAACUGUUGGCUAUGGUGAUUUGCAUCCUGUCAACGAACUCGAGAUGCUUUUCGACAUUUUCUUUAUGCUAUUCAACCUUGGACUCACUUCAUACCUGAUAGGAAACAUGACCAACUUGGUUGUUCAUGGAAGCAGCCGCACUAGAACAUAUAGGGAUAGUAUUCAAGCAGCUUCAGGUUUUGCACAAAGGCAUCAGCUUCCUCAACGUUUGCAAGAACAGAUGCUUUCACAUAUUUGUUUGAAGUAUAGAACAGAUUCCGAAGGACUGCAGCAACAAGAGAUUCUCGAUUCCUUACCUAAAGCAAUCAGAUCGAGCAUUUCAAUUCAUCUUUUCUACUCUCUUGUAGAUAAGGUGUAUUUGUUCCGUGGUGUGUCCAAUGACCUCCUCUUUCAGCUGGUGUCACAGAUGAAAGCAGAGUUCUUUUCUCCAAAUGAAGAUGUCAUUCUUCAAAAUGAAGCGCCUACUGACUUCUACAUAGUUGUCAAUGGAAAAUUGGAUCUUAUUCAGUCCAAAAAUGGAUUAGAACAGGAUAUUGGAGAGGCGAAAAAGGGUGAUAUAUGUGGUGAAGUUGCUGUACUUUGUUAUAGGCCUCAACUGUUUACUGUGAGAACCAGGCGACUGUGUCAGUUGUUGAGGAUAAAUCGUACAAAUUUCUUGAACAUUGUGCAGUCCAAUGUAGGAGAUGGGAACAUAAUCAUGAACAAUCUCUUACAGCAUCUGAAAGAGCAGGAGCACAAUAAUGACAACAUCUCAAAGGAGAGUUUAGCGGUGAUAGAGAACAUGAUAGGUCAUGGUACGAUUGAUUUACCACUUAGCCUAUGUUUUGCUGCUAUAAGAGGGGAUGGUCAUUUGAUGCAUCGGUUGCUGAAACGAGGACUUGAUCCCAAUGAAUCAGAGAAUGGUGGAAGGACAGCUCUUCACAUUGCAGCAUCAAAUGGAAGUGAAAAAUGUGUGCGUCUCCUGCUAGACUAUGGUGCUGAUCCUGAUUGCAAAGAUCAAGAAGGGAGCAUACCAUUAUGGGAUGCAAUGCAGGGUGGUCAUGAGGCGGUGGUGAAACAUCUAAAAAACUACGGUGCUAACAUUCUUGCUGGCGAUGUAGGUCUGUAUGCUUGUAUAGCUGUUGAGAAAAACAACCUCGACCUCCUCAAAACAGUUGUUCGCGAGGGUGGUAAUGUAACUGUCACAGCAGCUAGUGUUGUUUCGAAGUUCAAUGGUAGCACAGCCCUGCACGUGGCGGUUAGCGAAGGAAACAUCAACACCGUCGAGUAUCUUCUUGAUCAAGGUGCCCACAUUGACUUGCCAGAUAUCCAUGGUUGGACACCGCGAGCACUUGCUGAGCAGCAGGGUCAUGAGCCUAUAUCUUCCCUGUUUCGAGCCAAGGCCGGGUCUAAACCUCAGACAGUACUCCAAGUCCCUGAAGAGAAUAAAAAGAACGUGAGUUUCCUACUGCGACAUGCUACUGCACCGACUUUCUCCAAUAGUAUGACACAAGAACACCUUAACUUAUCCGAAGAUGGAUCAGGAUCAGGAUCAGGAUCAGGGAUGAGGCCGAGGAGGAAGGCUAAUAAUUACCGCAACUCAAUCUUUGGGGUCAUGUCGGCUGCUCAAAAUGGACAAACUGAUGAUCCGUUUCCUGCAGUCAUUGAUCAAUUAGAUACCGGUAGACAGGGUGUUCAUCAGCAGAAGUAUGUUGCUCCUAGAGUGAUCAUUAGCUGGGCUCAAGGAGACCAGGUGGUGAAGAAGGUGCUUGUUGCAGUACCAAACAGCUUCGAGGAGUUACGAAAUGUUGUUUCUAACAAGUUCGGAUUCUCCCCCUCUCGAUUCGAGUUCGAUAAUGGUGCUGAAGUUGAUUGUAUUGAGGUCAUUAGAGAUGGUGAUCACCUUGUUCUCAUCAAGGAUGACACAAUUUUGUAACCAAUUAUUAUAGAUUUCCAUAAACUUGGGGAUUUUGUUUUUUUAGGCCUUCACCCCUUUUAAAUAUAGUCAAUUUUGAUAGGAACUGAGAGUAUUUCUGAGAGAAAAUCGUUAUUGUAAAAGUCAAUUUUGAUCACAUGAGUUUUGUUUAUAUCUUUGUUCCA